AUGGCGGCACAAUCGGUUGUGCAGUCAUCCUCAGAAUGGCGUACAACGCCAACACACAUACGGUUCGACUUUACGGCAGAGGCUGCUCUGAUUGUGGUCAGAGCAGCUACCGCCAAACACAAAUACUCAGCACUUGGCUUUCUGGACUCGCCUGGUGAAGUCCGAAACCUGGUCUACGUCUCUGUGAUCGAGGAUCUGCCAUGCGAUCCUGAUUUGAACCUCUACAACUUCCGCAUACCGAUUCCAAACAUGGCAUUAGCGUGUAAGCAGAUCUUCAGGGAACUUGUGAGUGUUCGGUUUGCAAAGUAUGACUCUGGGUUUUGGUGGCAAGGUCACGAGUCUGGCGGUGCCUUGAAUUUCUCUAUCACGCAAGUCCCAAUGCUCUCAAGAGCUACUCAGCGUUGGGCGGACAGAUGUGCUGAGCUGGGUGCACAUCUCAGCUUCAAGCAUCUGGUGUUCUAUGCACCUUCUAGUCAUGGCACGGAACCGGCAGCCAGGCGUCAUACAUGGAUCAUCGGUGUGAGAGAUGACACAGUUCGUGUCGAACUUGCCCCUCUCACGGGAGCAAUGGAGUGCGUGGAGAUCUUAGAGGACAACUCGACGAAAGGGUUGACAGAUAUCAUGCAUCAGCACGGCACAAGAUUGCUGGGCAUUCCUGAGCUUGAGGCAUUCCGUCUUCUACUUGGUCGCUUCAAUCUGCAUCAACACUUUGAGGGCAGAUCAGUCAGUCCUCGAGCACUUAUGUCUAAGGACCCCGAAAUGAUCAGGCUCAAAGCUACAUAUCUUGGUUGUCACCUUGAAAGCCAUCCAUGGGAGUUCUACACGAGGNNAGAUGUUGACAAGAAAACGCAUGGAAGUUGA
Messenger RNA from Aureobasidium vineae, 861 nucleotides. The record is from the annotation of a GenBank genome assembly. NCBI's taxonomy places the organism in Eukaryota, Fungi, Ascomycota, Dothideomycetes, Dothideales, Saccotheciaceae.